Molecule: messenger RNA, 9931 nt
Organism: Cataglyphis hispanica
Lineage: Eukaryota; Metazoa; Arthropoda; Insecta; Hymenoptera; Formicidae
Gene: KrT95D
Product: phosphofurin acidic cluster sorting protein 2
Exons: 12
Coding region: 262-2787 (841 amino acids)
Biological process (GO): protein localization to plasma membrane
Source: RefSeq, a predicted model, not a curated record
GCGGCCGCGCACAAGCACAAGCGCGAACAUAAGCGGGCGUGACGGCGCCCGUCGGGCGAUCUAGAAUCCGGGAUCUCCGUCGCCGAUCGCCAAUCCAUUCCGUGUGUCGUGUGUGUCCCAGCCUCCCAGCCACCCAGCCUCCCAGCCUCCCAGCUCCUAACCGCGCUUCACGGUCAUUGAUGAGAUAGUCGUGUACGAACCGCGGGACGCGGUAAAACGUUAGGAUAGUUUGGCGUUGCGCGUGGGCCGCUUAGGCCGAAAAUGGCGGAACGGACAAAGGUAACUGCUCCGGCCACCCGGCCCGUUCCCAUGAAGCUGUUCGCUACCUGGGAGGUGGAUCGUACUCCUCCGAAUUGCAUACCUAGGCUGUGUUCCUUGACGUUAACGCGUUUAGUUAUACUUCGACCCCUCGGCUCGGAUUUGGCGUCCAUCAGCAUCGCAGUCAAGAUGCAAAGCUCCAAGAGGACCCUGCGUUCCAACGAGAUGGCUAUACCAACCGGAGGAAUACUCGAUACGGAAUUGGAACUGCAGUUUGCGCUUCAAUAUCCCCAUUUUCUCAAGAGGGACGGUAACAAACUCCUGAUAUUAUUGCAGAGGCGAAAACGAUACAAGAAUCGCACGAUGCUCGGAUACAAGACCCUCGCAGAAGGGAUCAUUAAUAUGGCGCAAGUGCUGCAGAAGCAAAUGGAUCUCGAGCUGGAACUCGUAUCGGACAAGGCGGAGAAAUACGGCGGACAUUCGGUCGCAUUGGCACGCGUGAGCGUUGUCGCUCUUAGCUCUCAGCCGGUCGACCAUGAUAAGAGACUGAUGAACGAUCCCAACGAAAGACUCUGCCCGGAAUUUAGUGAUGAAGAGGAGGAAUUUAGUUCGGAAGGCGAGGCGGAGGGCAGCGACAGCGAGCCUACGUUGGAAGUACAUAGGCGAAAGAAUCGCGGAAAAAUCCCAACGAAUGCCAGGCAAAGAAAUUUGAAGCAAAAAUUUAUUGCUCUGCUGAAGCGAUUUAGGGUAUCCGAGGAAUUGGAGCAUGAUCAAGAAGAAAUCGGUCAAAAACUUUCAGGCGGUGAUAUGGAGAUAGAAGAAUUGUUCGACGAACUAGAGGACUUAUCGGAUAGUGGACCGGAAUUGGAUACCAUGUCUGUUAGUAGUACACCAAAGCCCUCGCUAAGACCGUUUUUCAGUUCCAGUCGAUCCCUUCUCGCGCCGCCUCAUUCUGUAGUAACCAGCGAGGGCACUGGAAUUAUUUCGGCGACUACCACGUGUCAGCAACCAGCGGGUCAGCCGACUAAAGAGAAACAACGUAUCGGACACACAACUCCAGAGCGUGGAGUGGAUAGACAGAGCGAUGACAGUUCUCGAAGAGCCGACAGCGAUUCUCAUCCUGAGAACUGGACGGAUCACGAAGCAAACGAUCCGCCGAAUUACAUAGCGGGUUCGCCGCCAAAAUCCGAGCAGCCUAACAAGAGCGAAAGUUCCGAGAGAAAAAACAGACUCUUCGCGCGCGACAGAGGAACGCCGGGUAGUAAUAAAUCCAAGAAGCACAGUCUGAGCGUUGAUCUGAAACCCUCGGCCGAUUUAAAUAACACAGAGCCGAGAAAAGCUUUAGUCGAGCAACUAAGUCGUAUAUUACCAGAUGAUAGUUUACCGGAAGCUGUGUCGCUCAUAUCGAUAGCAGAUCCAGGUGGUGCGGUCCUUGCCGCGAGACUACAAGAGAGAAACCACAAAGUCCUGACGACCGUCUCUCCAGCUGACAUUCGCGCAACAUUCACGUGUUUGGUCACGCGAAUCCAAAAAUUCUGCAACAGUUCUGCGAAACCACCCGCGCCCAUCAAGGUAGUCAUCGCCGGGGGAGACAGUUUCAUAAACGCAGUUCUUCGUCACUAUGUCGACUUGCUGAGCUUUAGAUCGCCGGAUUGGCAGAAUUACAUGAAAUUUUUAGUAGUGCCGCUCGGUUCGAAUACAUUAACAAGAUAUCUCAGCUCUAUCGAUUCCAAGUAUUCGAUGCUCUUCGGAGACGAGUGGAAAGAGCUUUUGGAAAGGGAAGGUGGCGGCUCAAUUGAAGGCGCAGCGCGAGUAUCGGAAUAUCUGGCCACAGCGAAUACAGUUUUAUUAUUACCUAUAGCAGAAGCUAUGGUAACAUACAGGGAAACGGAUGAUAGCAGUCAAAUCUUCAUUCCCUUUAUAAAUGACGUUCGCGUGGGUUGUCCGGACAGCAGUUCUUCCGCAUCGGUCGAUCUGGAGGAGAGUAAUGUUAGUAUGUCCGGUUCUCCACCUUCCUUACCUCCUCCGACUUUGCCGGUUCCACCUCCAGGGAAAUUAACACCACCCAGCAGUCCUAACGUGGGCCAACCGAGAGAAGGAUGGGAACCAGUCGAGCUUCAACUCGAUUAUUGGGGUAAACAGACUCAAGGCGAGAAGGGAAAGAGCACGUUACGUCAGGCUUUCAGAGCGUUGCACGUACAAAGACUUCCUUCAUUGGGCGAAGCUCCGGGACAUCACUUAUGUAUGAAUUACACUACAAAAGAGAAAAAACAAAAAAUAAUGAGAUUGGGCAAAAAGAAAGAAAAAGAGAAAGAAAACGAGCCAAAGAGUCAAACGGUGGAUGGCGUGACACGUCUUAUCUGUUCUGCGAAAACACACAACAUUCCAUUAAGAGUAAGCAUUGAUGGUACCGAAUGGUAUGGUGUAAAAUUCUUCCAAUUAUCAGCGCAAUGGCAAACACACAUCAAGACGUUUCCAAUAACAUUAUUGGAAUAUAAUCCGCAACAACAGACUUCAAAUGCUACAUAAAUCUAGAUUUCCGUCAUUAUAAUGUGAAGGCUUUUAGCAAUUUACUUACAUAUUUUGUAUUAUCAACGAUAAUACUAAUUGACUCGUUUUAUACGCAAACCCGAUAACCAUCAACUUCUUAAGACUGCCUAGUAAAAAUUAGAUUUUAGCGGAUACUGCAAAUUCCGAUAUAUUCGAGAUAUUACAUUUAUUCCAUUAUUUGGUAAUAGCGAUAGAAGAUAUUUAAAUACCUGGAACAUUCUUACGUUAUACAAAAUGUAUAAUUAUGUGUGAUAAGCGUACAUUGUGUCCGCAAGGUUCAUAUGAUGCAUGUACAUCUUGAAAUUAUUUUAUAAAAUAUAAUUUAUAUACAUGUUUUGUGUAAAUAAUUCAAUUAAUAUAUAAUUUUAUCGCAUCAACAUAAAUUAUAGAAGUUAUGUAUAUUUGUUUGUCGAUACAUCAUAAGCAAUUAAAAGAAUAUGUCCAUUUAUAUAGAGAUUUUGUUGGUUAUGGGAAUGCUAUUAUAUACUGAAAUUUUCGAUUAAUGACGUAUUUUUAUGACAAUACGUUACUCGAUUCAAUACUGAGACAUCUGUAAGUAAAAAGAUUGAGAGAUAUCUCAAAUUUAAGUUUUAUUUAAUGAAAAUAUGAUUUUAAAGAUAAUCAAAUUGUUAUUUUUAUUUUUAUUUAAUAUUAAUGUGUACUAAUCUUUGUCAGUGCCUUGAAUUAUUUCAUUAUUGUCAGUUUGUGAAAAUUAAAAAAAUAAUGAAUUGAUAAUAUCUCAAAAUCUCUCUUAUUUAAAGGUAUUUUAGUUUUCAUUAGGGAGUAAUAAUGUGUUAAAGCAAUUUCAUUGUUUUUUUUUCGGAUAUAAAAUUGUUGUUUGUUCUUGAACAAAGAACAAUUUUAUUACAAAAUUGAUUUACUAAUUUUUUUAUUUGAGUUAUAUGUUAUGCAUAUAUACAACGAGGAUAUGAGAUGUGCAAUCAAUUAAUCAAAAAUAAUCAAAUAAUCAAUUGUUACAAUUUAAUAUUUUGAUAAUUUUGCAAGAUAUCGAAAAAAUUUAAAGUUUAAAAAUGGUUUGGUGGCAUAAAAGAAAAAGAAUAGUUUUGUUUUUUAAAAAAGAUUAGUUAGCUCUGAAAACACUUUGAAUUCUUUUAUCAAAUGAAUAUAUUUUUUUUCUUUUUUUCCCUUUCUGUUCUCUCUUGUAUAAUUGAUGUCAAGAUAAAGAAAAAUAUCUCUUUUCAGUAAUUUUGAAAUAUUCUUGACUUUAAGAAUCUUUUGAUAAUGUGAAAAAACUAAUGUUGCCUGUAAAUUUUGUAGUUUUAUUUCAAAGAAACAAUCACAAAUGAAGAAACAGUAUCACAAAUGAUAUAUCUUUUAUUCUGAUUAACAUUUUUUAUUGAAAUAGUGACUUGUAACAAAUCACAAGAUACAUCAUGCAUAUAUAUAUCAUUGUUUUAUUACAAAUUCUGGAUUUCAGUCUUCAUAAAAUGACAGAAUUCUACAGCCGGAGAUUUUACAGCCAUAGAACGCUAAAACUGAUUCUAUUUUCUUCUAAUUUUUAGUACAAUUCUUUCAGUACAAUUAUGUUGAAUUAUGAUGUCAGGAAAAGAAACACGAGCUCGUAUAAGUAUGGUCUUUUUAAAUUAAUGAUAAUUAUCUAAUGCUAAUUGAUUGCAUUUUGUUUAUAAUAUAUACAUAAGUAAAUACAUAAGUAAAUAUGAACAGUAAAAUAAGUUUAAUGCAAUUUUGCGAAAACAUAUGCAAAAACAGAGGAGAAAAGAACUGUUUUGUAACAAUGUUGAAAUUUUUUUAUUAAAAAAGAAAAUUUGGAAAUCUAUUAUACUGAAAUCCGAAAUUUAAAGUAUAAAACACGCUAUAUAUAACGUUAGAAAGAUGUAUAGAUAUUCUAGAAGAAACGUUAUUGAAGAGGUCUGCACAGGCAAAUAAUUUUUUAGCGCACAAAAUUAGAUGACAUUUUAUAUGUGCGCGAUAUAUGAGAGUGAAAGUUUAAUGGAUACACAAAAAUUAUGAAGAUAAUAAUGAAAUAAGUAAAAAACAAUAUUUUUAAAUAUUCUCUUUUAAAUAUUCUGCUCAUUGCCAGUGGAUCAUUAUCAAUUAUGUUACUAGUUUAAUAUGCGCGCGUGCAUUUGACUUUUCCUAAUAUUUUUGCAUCUUAUUUAAUAAGAUAUCUCUUGUCAAUACAAGAAAAAAAAAUACUUUGUUUAAAAAAUUUAUUGAUUAAGAAUACAUUUUAAUUUUCUUUGUUCAAGAUUUAAUUUAAUUUUCUCAUUAUACUCGCAUUAGUAUAUCAAUUUUUCAUAAAUUUUGCUUCCUUAAAAGACGAGGACAUUGUGAUUUCUCUAUAGCAGAUUACAUAAGAAUUAAUACAUAUACUUUAUAUGUACAUAUAUUUAUUUUAUAGUAGAAAAUUUCUUCCGUUUCUUCAAAAAUCCAUUUAUUGCAUGUUAUUUGUUUAUUUGUGAUUCUUAUACUGGUAAGAUCCAUAUCAGAAAGAUGAUGAAACAUUUUGAAGUAAAAUAAUGUAAAUAUCAUUGCAGAGCAAGCAAAGAGUUUUUUUAAUUCUAUUGAGAAAAACAUCAUGAGUGGAACUGUGUGGCAUACAAUACUAUAUCUUAUCGCAUCAAGUAUGCAAAUAUAUAUACACGUAUAUUUAUUAAUUGAUAUGAAAUUAUAUAAAAUGGUAAAGUAUUGUGCUUUAUACAAUGUAUUUGUGUGUGGUUUAAAUGUAUUAAUAUGUAAUUAUUUUUCUCUAACUGGUUGAGAUUUGAAAAAUUUGAGAUAUUUUAUUUUAAAGUAUCUAUUUACACUGUUGAAAAAUUGAAAUAAUUUAUUUAAAGUUUUUUACACAAAACACGUUUAAUGACAACCAAGUUUUUCAUGUCUCUAGUAAUUACAGAAGAAUAAUUACGCUUUAAAGCGCUUAAACUUAACGCAUUGUACAUAGUUGUUCUCCGAAAGGAUUGAGAGAGAGAGAGUUUACUAUCAAUAACAUAGUCGUGACGAACUUUCUGACUUCUUUCCUUUUUUGAUUUAAUAAAAAAAGCAACAGUAUAAUAGAUAAUACUGUUCGUAGCGACAUAGUUGUCGCAUUGACUGCCUAAUGCCAAAUUAAAAGAACAGAAAUACCUACUCGAUUUGUGUCCGAAUGUUAAAAAAAAAAUAAAUAAAUAAAAAAAAGAGAAAAGAAAAUACUCUCUCUUUAUAAUGACGUCCUGUAAAUGUGCGAUUAAAACAAUGGCACCGAUGUGAUGAUCGUAUCUCUUGCCAAAGUAUAUACAUAGCAAAAUGUCUCCAUGUUUGCGUUCCCCUUUGCUAGUCUGCACAAUUAGCUGUUAGCGUAUUUCGAUUGAUAUGACAUAGUCAUAUAUUUAACAUAUUUUCUGGCUGAUGAGACAAAAAAACAAUACCGUUCAUCUCCAGGACCACCGAUUAAUAAUAAAAAUAAUAAACUCUAACAUUGAUAGAAUAAUGUAUGCAUGAGAUAACACGUGGCCAUAACAAUAUAGUCUUUGAAAAUAAAAUUUACUUAACCAUAUCAAUAAUUGAUUACAAAAACGCAUCAUUAAUGGGAUUUGUCGAAUUAUACUUUCGUAAGAAAGAGAACUAUUAAAAAAACUGUUAUAUUGCGUAUUGCAUGUAUCUUCGAAGGGGAAAUAUACUUGUUUUAUCGAGCAUACUGGAAGGAAGUCAGCAAUUAUAUAUAUAUAUAUAUAUAUAUAUAUAUAUAUAUAUAUAUAUAUAUAUAUAUAAUCUUAUAUAUUCUUCAGUUUCCAAAAACAAAAUAUUGCAUAUCGAUAGACUCGAGAUUUUUUAUAUUUAUUUGUUAUUUUUUAAUGUCUCGUAUAACGUUUUCGUUUUAUGGCAUCUUUUCAUGAUGUUCUUUACUUAAUCACUGCAUGCAAUUUUUUUUAAAACUUUAUUCUCUAAGGAUGCCAAAUCGAUUUGCUGCACGUUAACGCAUCCAGUAUUUAGGGGACAUAGCGUUUAGAUGAAUCAAGCAAAGUUAAAUUAUGGAAAUAAAUUUGCAAAUUGGUAGUGUAAAAUUAAGAAUUCUCUCGUCGACUGCUCUUGAUUCAUUUACUUUUGCGAAAUACAUACAGGUUGAGCAUUUACAGAGAAAGGAAUUAUCGAUCUUAAUUGAUCACUCUCUAUACAUGCGUUUUGCGCUUCCAAACUUUGUAAAUGCGAUACCAAAGAUAUAUUUAAAGAAUGUGGUUCGAAACUAUAUAUAUAUAUAUAUAUAUAUAUAUAUAUAUAUAUAUAUAUAUACGUACGCGUUAGAUUUCAAAUUCUAGUCAAAAUAUGAGAAUGAGUUUCAUUGCGUACGAUCAUCAGCAUGUAAUUGUAUCGUAGUUUCGUCGCGAAAAAUUCUCACUGUCACUUUGCAUACAUCGAGUUUAUCGCGUACGUACAGAUCGGCUCAAAGCUUACAAUAAUUACAAGAAGUAAUAUAUAUUAAAAUUCUUCAGUAAAAAAUAAAGAAAGAAAAAUUAUUAGAUGGCGUUCGUCUUUUAGAAUCCUAAACAUCUUUAUCGUGCUUAUUAUACGCGACAUCAUAUAUAUAUAUAUAUACACUUUACAUAAAUUAUUGUCGCGAUACUUGCAAAGAAUUGAAGAAUCAAUGAGAUUUGUGAAACGAAAGAAAACUCAGUUUAACGUUAAAUAAAUAUAGUAACAAAAUUGAAACAAUUAAAUUUUUGUAUCCACAAAAUCUUGUUCUAUUCAAGAACUAUACGCGAAUAAUGUUUGAUCCAUCAAAUCUAAGAGCGAACAUUAUAAACGUGCGUGAAAAUCUAUUUCAUUGCACCGCGCAACUAUCUGCGUGUGAAUAUCGAGUAUUAAUAUAUGGAUACGUGUAAAAUAAAAGAGAAAAGAAACAAAAAAAGUAACAUGUUGAAAUAAUUUGAUGUUUGACAAAAGAGUCAAAUACACUGUUUAUUGUUUAAGAAAAGGCUUUUCAAAUGUUUAUACUGAUAUGCUCUGCAGAGUAGUAUACAGCUUAUAAACGUAGAAUAUGUGUAUGAGAGUAAUAUGCGUGUCUCUCAGCACUUCAUAAUAAAUUUAUCCACUACAUUAGUGUACAUGUGAAAUAUUUAUAUUAUAUCAUUUUGAAGUAUUCGCGUACUUUAUGUAAGAUUUAACAAGUUCAGAGUGAAUGUGUAGGAGAGACAGAGAAAGAGAAAGAGCGAUAUCUAUAAACUUGAUAUAAAUGUAUUAUGAGGCAAAUUGAGAAUAGACAAAUAGAUAAUUAUUCAUCGUUCAAUGUAGAGAAAUGUUGAAACGUUUAGCAUUGCAGCUUUUCGAAGUUACACAUUUGAUGAACAAGAUCAAAAGCCGCAAAUUCCGAGAAAGGCUGAAAUAAAUUUAUAUAAAUCAUAGCUUUUUUGUCCGCCUUAUUUAUCUGUAAAAUCCCACAUUGUUCGACAGGAUAAAUAUUAAACUUAUGUUGUAUAUAUAUUGCUGCAGAUUUUUUCUUGUGCAUUCGGUAAAGUUUCUGCACAAAAAAAAAAAUUUGAGAAAAAAAGAUGAGUUAUAAAUUUUAAAUUCGUGGAAUAAAAAAUAUUUCCUUUAAAAAACUUUUCCAUAAUUUUAUCUCGAUAUUUUCAUGCAAAAUAAUCAGAUGAAUCAAAUUGUAUAAAGAGAAUUUUAUCUCUUCCUAUUAAAAAGAAAAGAUUAUGUUGCAAUCUCGGAAUUGUUUUGUAAAAUAAAACAAUAAUAUAAUUUCCAUUAUUUUCAAAUAUUAAAGUUACGUGAAAUAUUAUAUAUACAUAAUAUUGAACUGUCAAUUUAAGAAUUUAAAAAUAGAUUUCAAAAAAUAAUAUUUUUAUUCCACAUUUUAUAAUAUAUUAAAAAUAUAGAUAAAAACUCUUUGUCAGAAGUAUUAUUUUAUUUAAUAUUAUGAUUUCCAUACAAUCUCAAGUGCUAUUUAGCAUAUCAAUAAUAGCAAUAUUUCUGAUAUAAAUUUUUUUCCGAUUGAGAUGUGAUGCUUCUUAGUGUAAAAUGGAUCGAUACAACUUAAUCAGACUGGCAAAAAUAGAUUCUUAUAUCAAGUGGAGUAUAUAAAUAAAAUAUUAGAUAUAAAAAGAAAUGAUAUAAUAACAACGAAGUAAAAAUGUACUCUGCUGGUAUAUACACAAUUUAUAAUUCUAAAACAUUGGUGUAAAGUUAGCACAAUUGUGUGUCAUAUUAGAGAAAUGUAUAUAUAUGUACACUGAUAUAUUUUGUAAGGAAGGUAGAGUUUCUAGAUUUAAUCGUUGCACAUUAAUUUUGCAAUGUAUAAAUAAACUUUUUUUCUCAUAGACACGAUACAGAAAAAUCGUAUGACUGCUCGUGUUUUCUUAUUCGAAUAUAGCACCAAUUGUAUCCAAUACAUGUCAUUACAUAUAGUAUGCAAUGUAUACUUUACAAAAUACAUUAUAUACGAGCGAUUUAAUUUUAAUUUUAUACACGUUAUACAAAUUCAUUGUUUCUUCGGGGUUAAAAAAAUUAAAUGCAAUUAAUAAAUAACAUAAAUAUGCGUGAGCAUUUAUAACAAACGGUAACAAUAACUAACGUCCUAAUAAUAUAAAUAUUGCAUUUUACAUACGUCGCAUAUGCGUAUAAAUUAUAAUUAGCACAUAACAAAAAAUCUCUUGUAUGUGUAUCUUUACAUUACAACAUGAUUCUUUAAACAAUUUUAAAAGUGAAUAGAAUAUGUAGAGCAUUGAUUUAAAGCAUUAUUAUUAUUAGUUGUUAUAUACUCUGUGCUCUUCUCUCAUUCAUCUUCUUAAAUAGACGAUGAAUUAAAUAAUUCAUCAUCUUUCGUAAAAUGAUGUGGAAACUAUAGAACUCGUGAUGUGAUAACGGAAGACAUUAUUCUCUUACACUUUUACAUAUAUCGCAUUACAUUAGUAUAAAUUCCUGCACGGAUAUUUAUUUUUUUUUAUACUAUCCAAAUAAUAUAAACGUUUAAGGACGCCACACCUUAAAAGUGCUUACAUAGAAAACAUCCCAAUCUUCUCGACAUCUUUUAAUCACUUGUAUUGUCUGGAUGCAUAUAUCUGAAGCGUAUUUAAAAAAAGAAAGAAGGUCUAUAUAUAUAUCCUCAUAUCUUCAGAAUAUUUUGAUUAUGAUGCAAUAAUAAAUAGAAGCUUAAAAAUUG